Molecule: messenger RNA, 174 nt
Organism: Fusarium pseudograminearum CS3096
Lineage: Eukaryota; Fungi; Ascomycota; Sordariomycetes; Hypocreales; Nectriaceae
Exons: 3
Coding region: 1-174 (57 amino acids)
Cellular component (GO): membrane
Source: RefSeq, a predicted model, not a curated record
AUGCCUCUCACUUGCACUGACCCUUGCAAGAUGCUUGCUGCCAUCUUUAUCCCUCCUCUUGGUGUCUUUAUGGAGAGAGGUUGUGCAGGCGACUUCUGGCUUAACCUGUUCCUUACAUGCCUAUUUUUCAUUCCCGGGCUCAUUCACGCAUUGUACAUCAUUUGCAAGUAUUAG